CCGUGGUAAAGCUGCCACGUCUACAACACCAAGACGUACUUCAGGGGUCUAACACUCCCCAGGAGGGACCAGGUCCAGGCUGGCAGCAGGGAUGAGAAGUUGGAGGCAAGGCCCCGAAUGGGUGGGCAGAGGCAGCCGUAAAGUCUUGCGUAUCUGGUUUAACAAGAUGUCUGUAAAGGAAGGCGCCCAGCGCAAGUGGGCAGCACUGAAAGAGAAGCUGGGGCCUCAGGACUCAGACCCCACGGAGGCCAACCUGGAGAGUGCUGAGCCCGAGUUGUGCAUCCGGCUGCUGCAGAUGCCCUCCGUGGUCAACUACUCGGGCCUGCGCAAGCGCCUGGAGAGCAGUGAUGGCAGCUGGAUGGUGCAGUUCCUGGAGCAGAGCGGCCUGGACCUGCUGCUGGAGGCGCUGGCACGACUGUCAGGGCGUGGGGUGGCCCGCAUUGCGGACGCCCUGCUGCAGCUCACCUGCAUCAGCUGUGUGCGUGCAGUCAUGAAUUCACAGCAGGGCAUCGAGUACAUCCUCAGCAACCAGGGUUAUGUGCGACAGCUCUCCCAGGCCCUGGACACCUCCAACGUCAUGGUCAAGAAGCAGGUGUUUGAACUGCUGGCUGCUCUGUGCAUCUACUCACCGGAGGGCCAUGCACUGACGCUAGAUGCCCUGGACCAUUACAAGAUGGUGUGCAGCCAGCAGUACCGCUUCAGCGUCAUCAUGAAUGAGCUCUCGGACAGCGACAACGUGCCCUACGUGGUUACCCUGCUCAGUGUGAUCAACGCUCUCAUUCUGGGCCCCGAGGACCUCCGCACUCGUGCCCAGCUGCGGAGUGAGUUCAUCGGGCUACAGCUGCUGGAUAUUCUGACCCGGCUCCGAGACUUGGAGGAUGCGGAUCUGCUGAUCCAGCUGGAGGCCUUCGAAGAGGCCAAAGCGGAGGAUGAGGAAGAGCUUCAGCGAGUCAGUGACGGGAUCAACAUGAACAGCCACCAGGAAGUCUUCACCUCACUGUUCCACAAGGUGAGCUGUUCCCCAGCGUCGGCCCAGCUGCUGUCAGUGCUGCAGGGUCUCAUGCACCUGGAACCUGCCGCCCGUUCAGGCCAACUGCUCUGGGAGGCCCUGGAGAACCUGGUGAACCGGGCCGUGCUUCUGGCCAGUGACGCCGAGGCCUGCACCCUGGAGGAGGUGGUUGAGCGACUUCUGUCCAUCAAAGGGCGGCCCCGACCAAGCCCCCUGGACAAGGCCCAUAAGAGCGUGCAGACCAACUUAGGCCAGAAUCAGGGCAGUUCCUCCCAAAACACUGCUACUCCCACAGCUAAAGUGGAAGGCCGGCAGCCAGUAGUGGCUUCUCCAUGCCAACAUGUGGGCAGCAUCCAGAGCUCCAGCAUGGACGCAGCUCCACAGCUAGCAGCCUCACCCCUGCCUACCCCACCACUCUCCAGCUCCACCCCUGUGCUCCCUCCACCCCCACCGCCCCUGCCAGGCUCAGGGGCCACAUCUCCCCCAGCACCUCCUCCACCCCCACCCUUGCCGCCCCCUUUGCCAGGCUCAGGGACCAUGUCUCCCCCUCCCCCUCCACCCCCACCCUUGCCACCCCCUUUGCCAGGCUUAGGGGCCGUAUCUCCCCCUCCACCCCCACCCCCACCUCCCCUACCAGGUUCAAGGGCUGUGUCUCCCCCAGCACCACCUCCAUCUCUGCCUCACUCCCACCCCCUGCCCCCACCCCCGCCCCCACCCCCACUCCCUGGCAUGUGCCCAGUUCCUCCCCCUCCCCCACUACCCACAGCAGGCCAGGUCCCUCCACCCCCUCCCCUGCCUGGAUUCUCUGUCCCCUCCGUGGUGGGUGGUGUGGAGGAGAUCAUUGUGGCCCAGGUCGACCACAGCCUGGGCUCAGCCUGGGUCCCCAGUCACCGCAGAGUGAAUCCACCCACCCUGCGAAUGAAGAAGCUAAACUGGCAGAAGCUGCCAUCCAAUGUGGCACGAGAGCGCAACUCCAUGUGGGCAACACUGAGCAGCCCCUGCACAGCCGAAGUGGAACCUGACUUCUCCAGCAUUGAGCAGCUGUUCUCCUUCCCCAUGGCUAAGCCCAAGGAACCCUCUGCUGCCCCCGCCAGGAAGGAACCCAAAGAAGUUACUUUUCUGGACUCCAAGAAGAGCCUGAACCUCAACAUCUUCCUGAAGCAAUUUAAAUGUUCCAAUGAAGAAGUCACCGGCAUGAUCCAGGCUGGAGACACAAGCAAGUUUGAUGUGGAGGUUCUCAAACAGCUCCUAAAGCUUCUUCCAGAGAAGCACGAGAUUGAGAACCUACGGGCGUUCACCGAGGAUCGAGCCAAAUUGGCCAGCGCUGACCAGUUCUACAUUCUCCUCCUGGACAUUCCCUGCUACCAGCUGCGGGUGGAGUGCAUGAUGCUGUGCGAGGGCACAGCCAUCGUACUGGACAUGGUGCGGCCCAAGGCCCAGCUGGUGCUCACCGCCUGCGAGAGCCUGCUCACCAGCCAGCGGCUGCCGGUCUUCUGUCAGCUGAUCCUCAAAAUUGGCAAUUUCCUCAACUAUGGCAGCCACACGGGAGAUGCAGAUGGCUUCAAGAUUAGCACUUUGCUGAAGCUCACAGAGACCAAGUCCCAGCAGAGCCGUGUGACGCUGCUGCACCAUGUGCUGGAGGAAGUGGAGAAGAGCCACCCGGACCUCCUGCAGCUGUCCCGGGACCUGGAGUCGCCCUCUCAAGCUGCAGGAAUCCACUUGGAGAUCAUCCACUCAGAGGCCAGUGCCAACCUGAAGAAGCUUCUGGAAGCAGAGCGGAAGGUGUCCUCCUCAAUCCCUGAGGUGCAGAAGCAGUAUGCUGAGCGCCUGCAGGCCAGCAUUGAGGCCUCCCGGGCGCUGGACAAGGUGUUUGACGCCAUUGAGCAGAAGAAGCUGGAGCUGGCUGACUACCUGUGCGAAGACCCCCAGAAGCUGUCCCUAGAGGACACGUUCAGCACCAUGAAGACCUUCCGAGACCUCUUUACCCGUGCCCUGAAGGAGAACAAGGACCGGAAGGAACAGAUGGCAAAAGCGGAAAAGAGAAAACAGCAGCUGGCGGAGGAGGAGGCACGGAGGCCGAGGGAUGAGGACGGGAAACCUGUCAGGAAGGGGCCUGGGAAGCAAGAAGAGGUGUGUGUCAUCGAUGCCCUGCUGGCCGACAUCAGGAAGGGCUUCCAACUGCGGAAAACAGCCCGGGGCCGGGGAGACACCGAAGCAAGUGGCAGAGUGGCUCCAGCAGAUCCUCCAAAAAUCACAGAGCCUGCAACUGCCAGCAAUCCUACCCAGGGCACAAACCAGCCUGCCUCAGAGCCAAGCUCUGAUACCACAGCAGCCGGCGAGCCACAGGGCUGGGACCUUGUGGACGCUGUAACCCCCAGCCCCCAGCCCACCAAAGAGGACGGUGGUCCGCCAUCCCUGGAGAGGCGUUCCUCCUGGUAUGUGGAUGCCAGCGACUUCCUGGCCCCUGAAGACAUCUUAAACACCCAGCCCUCUGAGGGCGCCUGGCCAGUGACUCUGGGAGAUGAUCAAGCUCUGAAACCCCUUGAGUUCUCUAGCAAUAAGCCUCCUGGGGUGGAGCGCUCACACCAGGAUGCUACAGAUCCUGAAGCCCUCUGGGGUGUCCACCGAGCCGAGGCUGACAGCACCAGUGUGCGGCCAGAGGAUGCUACUGAGCGAGGACAGGGCACCCACCUCCCUCGCCCUGGAGAGGAUGAGGACGAAGAGGACACGGCCCUAGAAUCUGCACUCGACACCUCCCUGGACAGGUCCUUCUCUGAGGAUGCAGUGACAGAUUCCUCAGGGUCUGGCACCCUCCCCAGGGUCCAGGGCCGGAUCUCGAAAGGGACAGGCAAGCGGAGGAAGAAACGCCCCUCAAGGCGCCAAGAAGAGUUUGCCCCUGAUUCUGAUGAUAAUAAGGCAAAAAGGCUGUGUGUGAUCCAGUGAGGUAUGUAUGCAGCCCGGCUCCUGUUGACUAAUGACUGCAGCGGGCACUGGGGCCUCAGCCUGCUGCCUAGCCCUCCUGAACACUAACCUAGCUUGUCUCCAGCUCUCUGGAUAUAUCAGCAAACCCCUCCCUUGGCUCAUGGUGGUGGUGCCUUUGCUGUGCUGUCUUGUUAGAGAAGGCCCAGCUUACAAGCCUUGCCUGCCCAGGGUCUUCUCUCUUCCAGUAGGACACAACCUCAGAGCUGGACUCCAGAUGGGUCUCCAAGGCAUGAUAGAUAGAGCCAAGCCAGGCUCCCGGUAGGGAGUAGGGCUCCAGGCCUUUGUGGGCACAGUGUGGGGAUCUUUGGGGAUGGCUGUUUCUUAGUCCUGCAGGACAGACUGAGGUUGUUCCUAUCCCUCUCUCAGCCCUACCCAUGGUCAAGGUAAUUGCAGCUUUACUAAUCCCAGCUCCCUGGGAGACUCCUUCCCUCUACACCGGGCCAAUCCUCCCAACACUACUCCAGCCUACCUGUGGUCCAGGUUAUGGUCAAGCGCAUGCCCAGAAAGACUAUACAGAAAUGGGUGUGUUGAGUGCAGAUGCUGCCAGAGGCAAAGGACCAGGGCCUCCCCUCUCCAUUGCCGGGGCAGAGUCGGAUCCGUGUAGAUGCCAGGUUGUCCUAGAUAGGGUUUUACUGCUGGGAACAGACACCAUGACCAAGGCAAAUCUUGUAAAAAACAUUUAGUUGGGGCUAGCUUACAGGUUCAGAGGUUCAGUCCAUUAUCAUCAAGGUGGGAGCAUGGCAUCCAGGCAGGCAUGGAGCAGGUAGGGCUCAGAGUUCUACAUCUUCAUCUGGAGGCUACUAUGAGGAGACCGACUUCCAGGCAGCUAGGAAGCCCAUGCUCACAGUGACAGACCUUCUCCAACAAGGUUAUACCUCCUAAUCGUGCCGCUCCCUGGGCCAAGCAUAUGCAAACCUUCACACAGGUCUUCCUCCUACACAGUGGGGCUUCUGGGCCCCACUCACGGCCAGUACAUGGCAAAAGACAUUAAAGAUGCACUUGGACCAGCUCAGGGCCCUGUUCUGCAGCCAGGUAUCAUGGAUGGAGGAAGUCCUGACUGAAACAAAAAUGUCUGUCCGCAUUGUCAUCUUUGAGAGCCUGAACAAACCCCGAACACCUCUGACCUGGCACAGGGACCCUGAGUCUGCCUGCCUGGCACUCUGAACUUGCUGGCUACUGGGCUGAAGUCUCAGGAUCGAGGUACAAGGACAAAGCCUGUUGGUAUUAUGUAGACAGGAGCCCCAGGGGGCUCAGAGCAGGGGUUUACCGUUACUCUUGGUCCAGCCGGCACAGUGGUCUUCCCUCAGUUUUUGUUUUUGUUUUUUUGUUUUUUUGUUUUGUUUUUUGUUUUUUGUUUGUUUGUUUGUUUUGUUUUGUUUUUUGGUGCUGUUGACCCUGCAGUCUGGACUGCCCCCUUGGGCAAUACAUUUUGAUGGAAACCAACUUCUGUGUUCCCAGAUCGGCAGCCUCUCCAUGCCGAGCACCCCUGUUCUAGCUAACCCGGACAUGCUACACCCCUGCCGUGGUUGGUUCAUCUCCCCACUCCCCGCCGUGUCUUAAUAACACGGUGGAUGGAUGGACAGACGGACAGAUGAAGCUUUGACAGCUAGCCACUGCUCUGCUCCUUUUCUCUUGUCUUCUGAGUAAAUUCUCAAACUCAAGCCUCCCAGGGGGAGCCCAGAACCCCACCCACCACUAGUGAAAAAGCAGCUUUUUAGGCAGCUCAGAGAGUGUCCGGAGCAGGGUUCCUACAGGCUCAGGUUGGGGGCAGUUUCAGUGUGUGGCUGCCGGCCCAGGGCCCUCCCUGGUCAGCACCUAGGUAGAGAGGAAGCAGGAAGGACCAAGUCCAGCUCAAAGGAACCAGUGAGGCUGGUUGAGAGCAGACGGUGGGUAUGGGUCUGUGAAAAGAAAAGUAGGCCGUUGGGAGCCCACCGGAGGACAGUCUGGCUCAAGGCAUCACACCUGGUUGCAGCAGCCUCCGAGACAGCAGCCCGUGGGUGUGAACUUGGCUCCAUCUUGGCUGAAUUCUGCUGCCCCAGAGAAGAAUCUGGCACCGGAGUGGACCCAGAUACGUGUCACAGCCUUGGAAAUCGAUGGCAGCGAGACCCUUUAUUGGGCACCUAGAGAUUUCCGAGAGGCGGUUCCUAACAUUGUCAUUCCUUUCCCACAGGCCUCAGGUCCAGGCCCAAAGCCAAGUGACUGCCCUCAUCGGCUCAGCACAUCGGCGGGUGCUGGAUGUGCCGCCUGCAGAGGCUCUUCGGGGCCAGGCUGGGACUGGGCCCCUGAGAAAACCCAAACUCUGUGCCUUACCCAGUCAGGAUCCUUGGGAGCCUUGGCCCUCGAUGCCAGGACCUGGCCUAGCAUCACCCUGGGCCACCUGCACGUUCAUGGCCUCACCAUCUGCUUUGCGAACCACUACCCACCCCCUGUCGCAUGCACCUUCCACCCCUGCGGUGUCUGACUCUAGGGAGAUAGGUACAGAUGUCUGUGAUGGGCUGAGACAUCCCCCACCCCCCACGGCUCAUUGGUUUCUUUUAGCUGAGUGCUGUUUUCUGUGUCUUUACUCUGCUAUGAUGACUUGGGGGGUUAGUGAGGGCCUGAGGGAUGCUUGUUGGAAGUACUGUGGGUAGGGCCUGGUAGGUCCUUAGGGAACAAACAAACAAAAGGCUCAUCUGCUCCUGGGUGGUGACCUGGCCACAGCACCUGUCAUCUCCCUUGGUGUCUGCCCAGUGGGGACGAGCUUCCCUGGCUCAACCCCUAUCAGGUGUGCACUGUUGAGUCUGCGGGCCAGCCGGGACUUUAACCAAUAAAGAGCAACCUUGUCUGUCA
Messenger RNA from Rattus norvegicus (Norway rat), 6820 nucleotides. Lineage: Eukaryota; Metazoa; Chordata; Mammalia; Rodentia; Muridae. The record is from RefSeq and is a predicted model, not a curated record.